AUGUCAGAACCCGAAGCUGCCGUUGCGCAGCAGACGACGGAGCUUCCUCUGCGAAGCCAGCCCAACGACUCGACCUUUGACAUCGUCGCCACAUACAGAGACCUCCUCGCCUCCGACCCCGACCUCACCAAGCCCGUCGCCGCCAUCGAAUCCCUCAUCGCCCUCCUCAACACCGUCCCCUCCACCACCGUCUACGAAACCCUCGACACGGUCAAAUCCCACUCGGACCUCCUCAAGGCCUCGGUCGACAACCCGCUGCCCCUGCAGGCCGGCACCGACCUCUUCCUCCAGUACCUCGUCGCGUCGCUCAAGCAGCAGGACGGCAGCUUCGACGCCGUGCGGCAGCACCUGCUGCGCAAUGGGCGCCUGUUUGCGAGUAGGGCCAUCGCAGCCAGGAACGGCAUUGCGGAAGCCGGGUGGCGCUUCGUCCGCGAGGGCAAAUGCGUGCUCACCCACGGCGCCUCCCGCUCCGUCACGGGCCUGCUGGAGCGCGCGGCCAAGAACGGCGAGGGCAAGUUCCGGGUUGUCUACGUGAGGGACGAGGUGCGCGCCGAGGAGAGCGAUCGCGUCGUCAAGGAGCUGCGCAGCAAGGGCAUCCCCGUCGCGGAGAUUCCAGAGGCCGCGGUGGCGCAUGUCAUGGGCUUGCUGCGGCAGGUUCACAUGGUGUUUACGGGUGCCGAGGCCGUGACGCAGAACGGAGGCAUCAUUUCGCGCAUCGGCACGUAUCAGAUUGCCAAGCUGGCGGCGCAGGCCAAGAUUCCCUUUUACGUGGCGGCCGAGACGCACAAGUUUGUGCGCAAGUUUCCGCUGGACCAGAGGGACAUCGGCUACAAGCAGGAGGUGCUGGAUUUCUCGUCUACGGGGCCGAGCAAGCAGCCCAAGGAUGCUGUCGACUAUACGCCGCCCGAGCUGAUAUCAAACUUGGUGACGGAAAACGGCGUUCAUCUGCCCGGAUACGUGUUUGAGCAGCUCCUCGAUAUAUACGGUAGCUUGAACGGCUGA
This is a messenger RNA of Trichoderma reesei QM6a, 1002 nucleotides long. RefSeq lists its product as hypothetical. Lineage: Eukaryota; Fungi; Ascomycota; Sordariomycetes; Hypocreales; Hypocreaceae. The transcript has 4 exons. Gene Ontology annotation, molecular function: translation initiation factor activity; guanyl-nucleotide exchange factor activity. Gene Ontology annotation, cellular component: eukaryotic translation initiation factor 2B complex. The record is from RefSeq and is a predicted model, not a curated record. Bases 1 to 1002 code for a protein of 333 amino acids. Gene Ontology annotation, biological process: translational initiation.